UUUUCAACUUCAAUAUUAACAUUAAUCUAUUUUAUCACAUGUAAUAUUUUACAUCAACCUUUUGAUUUAGUAUAAAAAAAUAUAGUUAUUUCAUGGUUAAUGCUUAAAUUCCAUUUUACAUAACUCUCACUCCUCACCCGCUAUUUAGGUAUUUAUACAGUACAAAUGAACUUGUACAAUACAAAUUAAAAAAAAAAAAAAAAGUGAAGUACGGUAGGAAAUUGGAAUUCACCGUAGAAGAUCAAUUUGUGAGAGGUGCACCCAUUACCCAAUACCCUAACGAAAAAAAAAUAAAAAAUGGCGUGUACUCUACGAUUCUUUGUAUAUUGUAACCGCUCCUACUCAUAUUAAAAUAGUUAGAGAGGGCCCGAAUUUUCAAUCUCUGAAAAAAAAACUCAAGCCUUUGCUUCGCCCCCGCAGUCCUCUCUUUCUGUCUCCCACUCUGCGCCUUGCCCACUCCCGCCUCCGGUCAUCUUCCCGUCGUGAUUCCGAUAACCUUCUCCUACCGCCACUCACUGCCGCCGCUACCUGUUAAAGGAUUUUGAAUCUUGAGUUGCAGUAUCUCUCAAGUCAACCAUGGUUUACACAGCUAUCGAUACAUUCUAUCUAACGGAUAAACAACUUAAGAACACACCUUCAAGAAAAGACGGAAUAGAUGAAGCCACUGAAACGACACUUAGAAGAUAUGGCUGUGAUCUUAUACAAGAGAGUGACCACAACAAGUAAUGGGCACAGGUCAAGUUCUAUUUCAUCGGUUUUAUUGCAAGCAAUCAUUUUCUAGUUUCAACGUGAAGAGAGUUGCUGCUACUUGCCUUUGGCUUGCGUCAAAACUAGAGGAAAACAUUAGGACUCUAAGGCGAAUCAUCAAUAUUUUUCACAUAAUCGAAUGUAGAAGGGAGAAUCUACCUUUAGAGCAUUUGAAUACAUCUUCAAAGAAAUAUCUGGAAUUAGAGGCGGAUUUGAAAAGAUGCGAACUACAAGUACUGAAGGAAAUGGGUUACAUCUGCCAUGUUGAACUUCCUCAUAAACUCAUGGUAACUUACCUUGAAGUUCUUGAAGCACCCCAUCAGAUGAUACAAGAAGCGUGGAAUAUUGCAAACGACAGUUUGCGUACAACUUUAUGUGUGCAGUUGAAGAGUCACGUUGUGGCAUGUGGUGUUAUAUACACUGCAGCUCGCAGAUGCUAUGUUCCUCUUCCUGAAAACCCUCCAUGGUGGGAACUAUUUGAUGCCAACAAAAAGGACGUAGAUGAAGUUUGCAGAGUUCUAGAUCAUUUAUAUAGUCUAACCAAAGUGCGCUAUAUACCUGUAUGCAAAGAAGAUGGUUCAUUUACAAUGUGUAAUACAUCAUUGGAUUCACGAUCCCAACCUCUUGCAAAGGAAGGUGCAUCAAGUGGUCCACUGAUGCUUGAUGAUGCAAAUACAAGGAAGGUUGAAGCAAAAGCUGUUUUAAAGAGCAAAGAACAUGUAACAGAUGAAAAGGAAAGGAAAAGUCACAAGUGUAAAAAGGACCGAUUCCGGAAGAGAAAGGGAGCAAGAUGGUUGUCAAGAGGGGUAGACAAAAAGUAAAGACUGAAAUAUUAUUACUAGGCUACUAGCUUCACCACAUAUACAAUGAAGAUCCUUCCUAGAAAUUACAUUAAUACUUGAACCAUCAUUUUCCAAUAUACCACUUGAGUAGCAUUUUGUUAAUUAUCGCUUGUACAAAAUCAUACUAUUAGUUUUCUUAGCUUUAAUUUUUAAAUCAACAUUCCCACAUUCCACAUCAUCUACGA
This is a messenger RNA of Lactuca sativa (garden lettuce), 1774 nucleotides long. RefSeq names its product cyclin-L1-1. NCBI's taxonomy places the organism in Eukaryota, Viridiplantae, Streptophyta, Magnoliopsida, Asterales, Asteraceae. Gene Ontology annotation, molecular function: cyclin-dependent protein serine/threonine kinase regulator activity. The record is from RefSeq and is a predicted model, not a curated record. Gene Ontology annotation, biological process: regulation of transcription by RNA polymerase II.